AAAAGAAAGAAUUUCAAAAUCGUGGUUUGAGGGCUGAAUGGCUGAUGCAGUCGGAAACUGGAUUGAUCACGCCUUCAAAAUUUUCAGGUGAGCGCGCACAGUACGGAAACGGCAAAUCAGACAAAAUACAAAUAAAAUAAAAAUUAAUUAAUAGAAGAGUGAAACUAGCCGUUGCUUACUGGCAAUUCCCCCAAAUUAGAAGAACAAGAAACGAAGAAAACCCUCACUUUCCUUCUCCAGGAGCACUCCCGCUUUCAUUCUUUCCCUUAAUUGCUUGUUGGAUCUGCCCUGAACCGGAUUUUCCUUUUCUUUCUUCGUCUUGUGCCCCAAGAUCACAGUUCUUUUUUAUGAGAAUUGGUACUGGAUUCGCGUUUAUUUCCAUUUUGUUCAAGAACCCGGUCGGCUGAUUUCUACUGACAUUCAGUAACUUGUCAAAAUGAGAUUUGGUACGCCGGCUACCCCAUCUUCAAUGAUUAAGAAAGCUCCUUCAAGUACGCCAGGUGGUGGUCCAAGAACUCGGGAGGAGAAGAUACUUGUGACAGUUAGAGUUAGGCCACUUAGCCCGAAAGAGCAGGCUGCUUAUGAUCUUAUUGCUUGGGAGUUCAUUGAUGAACAUACAAUUACUUCUAAGAAUUUGACUCAUGAAAGACCUAGUGGACCCUAUACAUUUGAUAAAGUGUUUGAUUUGUCGUGCUCAAAUCAGAAAGUUUAUGAAGAAGGGGCUCGGGAUGUAGCUAUCUCUGUUCUAAGUGGAAUUAAUGCAACAAUAUUUGCUUAUGGGCAGACCAGUAGUGGAAAGACGUUUACUAUGAGAGGGAUAACUGAAAAUGCUAUCUUGGACAUAUAUGAGCAUAUCGCUAUUACACCAGAAAGGGAAUUUGCACUUAAGUUUUCGGCCCUUGAGAUCUAUAACGAAACAGUGGUCGACCUUUUAAACCGUGAUUCUGGCAGCCUUCGACUUCUCGAUGAUCCUGAGAAAGGCACUAUAGUGGAAAAACAAACGGAAGAAGUUGUAAAGGAUGCCCAGCACUUACGCCACCUUAUCGGAAUAUGUGAAGCUCAAAGACAAGUAGGAGAGACUGCCCUUAAUGAUAAAAGUUCAAGAUCACAUCAAAUAAUCAAGCUGACCAUUGAGAGCAGUCUUCGGGAACCUUCAGGGUGUUUGAGAUCAUUGUUAGCAAGUUUGUAUCUUGUUGAUCUUGCUGGAAGUGAACGUGUGUCACAAACAAAUACAAAUGGUGCAAGGUUGAAGGAAGGGAGCCAUAUUAAUCGAAGCUUGCUUACUUUGACAACUGUUAUUAGGAAGCUAAGUAGUGGCAUGAGGAGUGGACACAUUCCAUAUAGGGACUCAAAACUCACGAGGAUAUUACAGUCUUCUCUUGGGGGGAAUGCCAGAACGGCAAUUGUUUGUACAAUGAGUCCUGCUCUGACUCAUGUGGAACAAUCACGGAACACUCUCAAUUUUGCUACAAGUGCAAAAGAAGUUAGAAAUAAUGCACAAGUAAAUCUGGUUGUCCCUCAGAAGCAAUUAGUGAAGCAUUUGCAAGAAGAAGUUGCAAGGCUUCAAGCAGAGCAUCGAAGUCCUGAGCCAUUUGGCUCCUCAACAUUGAGGUCCUUAUUGAUGGAAAAGGAACUGAAAAUUCAGCAGAUGGAGAUUGAGAUGAAUGAACUGAAACGACAAAGAGACAUUGCUGAAUCCCAGCUGGAGCUGGAAAGAAGAGCACACAAGGAGCCAAAGGGAUCAAAUCAUCAUGGACCAUCUCGUCAAGUUGUUAAAUGCCUUUCUUUUUCUGGUGAGAAUGAAUCAAUCUCUGAAAGUCCUCUUCCGAGAACCAAACCGAGGAAGAUGAUCGGAAGGCAGUCAGGAGUUAGACAGUCUUCAAAUUCUCCAUCCAUGCUUGUGCAUGAGAUCCGAAAGCUUGAGAUGAGACAGAAGCAACUCGGUGAAGAAGCCAACCGAGCACUUGAAUUACUUCAUAAGGAGGUUGCUUCUCACAGACUUGGCAGUCAAGAUGCAACUGCGUCGAUUGCAAAACUGCUUUCAGAAAUCAAGGAAAUGCAGGCUAUCAGUUGUAUUCCCGAAAAGAUAGAUAUGAAAGACAAAGGUAGUUUGAAAGAAGAGAUUGCUCGGUUAGACUCUCAAGAAAGUACCAUUGCGUCUCUUGAAGAAAAGCUUGAAAAUGUUCAAAGAUCAAUAGACAACUUGGUAAUGUGUUAUCCAAGCGGUGAUGAGAUGACUCCUGAUCAAAGGACUUCUUCACUGAAAAAGAAGAAAGUCCUUCCUUUUUCAUUGAGCAACGCGACCAACAUGCAGAAUAUAAUUAGAUCUCCAUGCUCCCCAAGCUCUUCCUCUUGUAAAAUUGUUGAAUCCGGAGCUGAGAAUAGGGCCCCAGAGAACACUCCUCGCAGCGCUGGAACUAACAAUAUCUCAUCAAUGGAGGCCGUUACCCCUGUGUCUAAGCACUCGAACUCGGUUGACAUGAGGAAGAUGCAAAAAAUGUUCAAAAAAGCUGCUGAAGAGAACAUCCGAAGCAUAAAAGCUUAUGUCACAGAACUAAAAGAACGGGUGGCAAAGCUGCAAUACCAGAAACAGCUUUUAGUAUGCCAGGUGUUGCAAAUGGAGGCAAAUGAGUCCUCUGCAGCUGAUGAAACGGAUGCUGCAACAGAACCAUCUCCUGCCACAUGGCAAUUGGUGUUUGAAGAUCAGAGGAAGCAAAUUGUCAUGUUGUGGCAUUUGUGUCACGUGUCGCUCGUGCAUCGCACUCAAUUUUAUUUGCUCUUUAAGGGGGAUCCUUCUGACCAGAUAUACAUGGAAGUUGAACUGAGAAGGCUGACAUGGUUGGAGCAGCAUUUAGCCGAUCUCGGCAAUGCCAGUCCGGCGCUUCUGGGUGAUGAUCCCGCGAGCUUUGUAUCAUCAAGCAUCAGGGCACUUAAACAAGAGAGGGAGUAUCUGGCAAAGCGAGUGAGCAUAAAACUAAGUGCAGAAGAAAGGGAAAUGCUGUAUUUGAAAUGGAAUGUCCCAUCAGAAGGGAAAGGGAAGCCAAAAAGGAGGCUUCAACUGGCAAACAAGCUUUGGACAGAUCCAUUGGACAUGCAGCACAUUAAGGAAAGUGCAGAAAUUGUUGCAAAACUUGUAGGGUUCGGUGACAGUGGAGAAAAUGCGUCCAAGGAAAUGUUUGAGCUCAAUUUUGUGUCUCCUUGUGACAAAAAGACUUGGAUGGGUUGGAACUUGAUAUCAAAUCUCUUGCACUUGUAAAAAAAAUAAUUAAUCAAACAUCUGUAUGAUAUCAUUCCUGUUUCCCUAGUUCACAUUGUACAAAAUGUAGGAACUAACUGCAUAAGAAGGGUAAUGUACGACGAAUAAUAAGACUUCUGGAAGUAAUUAUAGCUGACCAGAGUAACCCAAAACGUUUCUUAGCUAUCUAUAAGCAGUCUUUCUCUCUCUGUGUUUAUGAUCA
Molecule: messenger RNA, 3458 nt
Organism: Oldenlandia corymbosa var. corymbosa
Lineage: Eukaryota; Viridiplantae; Streptophyta; Magnoliopsida; Gentianales; Rubiaceae
Source: the annotation of a GenBank genome assembly